Diuraphis noxia (Russian wheat aphid) is the source of this 579-nucleotide messenger RNA. RefSeq names its product vesicular glutamate transporter 1-like. Gene Ontology annotation, molecular function: neurotransmitter transmembrane transporter activity; L-glutamate transmembrane transporter activity. Gene Ontology annotation, biological process: synaptic transmission, glutamatergic; regulation of synapse structure or activity; neurotransmitter loading into synaptic vesicle. Gene Ontology annotation, cellular component: synaptic vesicle membrane; excitatory synapse. The record is from RefSeq and is a predicted model, not a curated record. NCBI's taxonomy places the organism in Eukaryota, Metazoa, Arthropoda, Insecta, Hemiptera, Aphididae.
AUGGGACUGAUAUGGUACGUAUUUUGGCUGUGGCUAUGCUUUGAGAAGCCAAGUCUCCAUCCCACCAUAUCGGCCAGAGAGUUGAACUACAUUGAAUCGUCUUUGGGUGCCGCUAAACAGUCUGCCGCGCCGACAAUCCUCAAUACGCCCUGGAAAGAAUUUUUCACCUCUAUGCCCGUGUACGCCAUCAUAGUCGCCAACUUCUGCCGAUCGUGGAACUUUUAUCUUCUCGUACUGUUCCAGGCAUCGUACYUGCACUCGUUCAACUUCGAAGUGUCUGCAACUGGUUACAUUGGGGCUCUGCCUCAUCUGCUUAUGACUAUAGUGGUGCCUCUCGGAGGUUUGCUAGCUGAUCACAUACGGAAAAACGGUAUCCUGUCCACAACUAGCGUCAGGAAGAUUUUCAACUGCGGUGGUUUUGGCAUGGAAGCCACGUUUUUCCUCGUGUUGGCCAAUGCCCGCACACCACUCAUGGCCACGAUUGCCCUGACCUGCGGCGUGGCGUUCAGUGGGUUCGCCAUUUCCGGUAAGCACAUGAACUUAUCCCUUCCCAAUCUUACACGAUCCUUGCCCGAAUAA